Molecule: messenger RNA, 1122 nt
Organism: Fonsecaea nubica
Lineage: Eukaryota; Fungi; Ascomycota; Eurotiomycetes; Chaetothyriales; Herpotrichiellaceae
Exons: 1
Coding region: 1-1122 (373 amino acids)
Source: RefSeq, a predicted model, not a curated record
AUGAGGCGGACGCUCGUCUCUAGGAAAGCGCGUAAGAAGAGAAUUGCCGAGAACGCGGAAAUGAGCGGGGAGAACUACUACAAUCGGCAGGCACAAGAGUCCAAAGCGGUUGCGCAAACAUUUACUACUGAGCCUACUAUGCCCAUGGUUAAUGGCUCGCCCGGUGCAGAUAGGCUACCUGCCUUUGCAACUUUCGACGUCAGUCAAAAAUCAGACGAGGAGCGCCAACCCCUCCGAACGCAAGCUCUAUCUACUGAGCCAAGUCUGGCGACACCCUCCCGAGACGGGGUAUCGGAUCAAUACUACGGGCCUCCCUCGCGAUCCAGCAGUCGGCCACCUCAAAAUGGACCACGAGAUCAAUUUGGGAAUCCGCCUCCUCCGCCGAUCCCUGCCGGUCCAGAUGGAGCCAUGGGUACGGGACAAGGUAGAAGGUCGGGGGACGAAGCGACUCCUCCUAGUCCUUAUCGCGAUCGCAGUCUCCCGCCGCUGGGCGGUCGAAGCUAUUCGCAGCGUGGCAGGGGUGGCUAUCCGCCUCGGGGUGGUUAUCCUCCGCGAGCAGGUGGCUUCGGCCCAAGGGGACCACCUCCGCCACAAGGCUAUCCGGGCAGAGGUGGAUUUCCGGUCGACAUGAGAGGAGGAUAUGGUGGGCGAGGGAGAGGUGGAUUUCCACCCACUGGUCCUGGUGGUCCGAUAAUGGCCGCUGGCGCCAUGAUGGCUGGUGGUCCGCGACGACCUCCACCAGGCUAUCCGCCUAAUGGAGCUGACAAUGUAUCAGAGAGAUACACGUCGUCGGACGAAUAUCCAGUGGCGAUGGGCCCCCGGCUACCCAUGGCACCUCCACAACAAUAUAUCGAAGACAACGAGCGGGGGUAUGACAUAAGGAGUCCCUCUGUCUACACCCAAGCAGAGGAGUUGCCAGGUUCAUAUGGAGCCAGAGCGCAGUCACCAGGGCGGGACAGAACCUCACCCUAUGGCGGUCGUGUCCAGUCCCCAUCGGGUGCUCUGCGUCAACCUUCCCCACCUCCGGCUAUGCCCCCGUUACCCACGACUCAACCUGUCGAGAUGGCUGGCACCUCCGUACGUGACUUCAAACCCCAAAGGUCACAGAGUCAAGAUCCGUAA